AUGGUUCUGCAUUUUAGGUUACUCCAGAGUCACAGAAAAUAUGUUAUACAUUUAUACAGAGCAUCUCAUAGAAAUAUACUUCGACAAGUAAAUUCAAAGAGUCUCCAGCGAGCCAUUAUAAACUUAUUGCAUAACGAAGCAAGUAAAAAUACAAACAAUCUCUCCAGUUGGCAUGUCUUCAUAGCCCUCACAGACCUAGAGAAACUCAAUAAUCAUCUUAUGAACAAUGAGAUGGAACAAGUGAUACAAAUAGUCAAUGAUUAUGGGGAAAAAUCUAAUUGUAAAGAUCCCAAUAUAGAUAAAAGCGUUGAAUUAAUUAAACGUUUAACAAAUGCGAAAGAACUAAAUGAUAUAAACAGAACCAAUCAACAAAGUCCCGAAAUUGUCAGAGAUAUGUUUAUUCUAGAUCGAUAUAUUAAGAAAUUACAGAAUCUUGACAAAUUACCAACUAUUAUACCUAAACAGACAAAAAGAGAAUUAUUUAUGCCAUAUGCUUUGCAUGAACAUGCUAAAAUGAAAUUAAAUAUUAUACACAAUAGGUUACUAAAGGGUCCGCCACCUGUUUACUUAACGAAAACAGUUAUGGGAAAGUCUGAUGUAUGGUUCAUUAGAUCAAUCUUCAACAAGAAGAAAAACCAAUCGAAAAGUCUAACGGCAAUUCUUAUGACCGAAAGGAAAAGAUAUCAAAAGUGGAUAGAUUUUAUCAAUUCAUCAAAAUAUUUGGUGCAAAUGUCAAUGUACGAGGGAAUAUGGGAUCAUUACCUUAAAUCAGGUGAGAUUACGAAAAUUAACUUAGAUAAAUUGCAUUCUGAUUUACUUUCUAAAGUUCAUCGCUUUACUUCAAAUAAAACUGGAACUUUAGAGGAUUUAGUCAAGAAAGUCCUUGCAAACCAAGAAGCAAAUAAUGACACUCUAAUUCAAUGGCUUCUACCAAUAUCUGAAAUUCUUUAUAGACUAGAAGAUAAGGAAUUAAAAGCGCAAACAAAGUUCAAAUUAUUUAAAACUAAAUUGCAGGACCCCAAUAACAAAAUUAUAAAUAUUUAUAAAAAAAGAAGUCAAUUAUUGUAUGAAUUAAAUGUCACUCGUUAUAAAAAUGUCGUAAAGGAUCUACCUACAGUGGAUAUAUUUAGUCAAACACAGAACCUGAGAAGCAUAAUGAAAAGACAUAAAUUAUGGAGUAAUUAA
Molecule: messenger RNA, 1185 nt
Organism: Tetrapisispora phaffii CBS 4417
Lineage: Eukaryota; Fungi; Ascomycota; Saccharomycetes; Saccharomycetales; Saccharomycetaceae
Gene: RRG1
Product: Rrg1p
Exons: 1
Coding region: 1-1185 (394 amino acids)
Source: RefSeq, a predicted model, not a curated record